AUGUGGCCUGGGAGUAAUCAGUCACUGAUGGAGCUGGAAGUGCGCAUGCCCAGUGCGGUCGGUCUGGGUCGGGAGGAUAGAAGGAGGAGCAGACGCGCCACCCCCAAAUACCGCUGUGCGCACGCGUCCAGAGAGCGUGUGCGCGUGGUGGCUUUCAACGUGGCCUUUGAUGAACUCAGAAAACUCCUGCCCAUCCUGCCCCCGGAUAAGAAGCUUUCCAAGAUAGAGAUACUCAGACUGGCCAUUCAUUACAUAUCCUACCUCGGCGCGUCUGAAGGAGCUGCCUUUCCCCCUCUGCUACCGGAGAAGAGACGCCCUUCACUGCGGAGAAAAAAGCACAUCUACCACAACCCUGCCCUCACACCGGACACCGGGAGUCGCAGAAGAUGGGGGAACACGUGUAAAGCAGAAAUACGGUCAAUGUGGGACUCAAACGAGCUGUCGUUGUGGAUCUCAGCGGCCUUCGAUUCCUCAAGUCUGUCUCUAUAG
Knipowitschia caucasica is the source of this 489-nucleotide messenger RNA. The record is from the annotation of a GenBank genome assembly. NCBI's taxonomy places the organism in Eukaryota, Metazoa, Chordata, Actinopteri, Gobiiformes, Gobiidae.